AUGAAUGCAAUGCGUGCAACGGUGGAACACGUUGGAAUGGAUGAGGAUUUACCUCCUAUAAAAGUUAGAGUAGUUCGAGGUAAUGAGGAUCUCUCAAUAAAGUUAAGCGAUAAAGGUGGUGGAGUUCCUAGAAGUAUUAUAAGUCGAUUAUUUGAUUAUAUGUAUAGCACAGCACCACCCCCUCCAAGAGAUGGAAGUCAAGCACCUCUUGCUGGUUAUGGGUAUGGAUUGCCUUUGUCUAGGCUUUAUGCACGAUAUUUUCAUGGAGAUAUGUUUCUCGUUUCGAUGGAAGGAUAUGGAACUGACGGUUUUUUACUUAAAACAUUAUGA
Molecule: messenger RNA, 330 nt
Organism: Meloidogyne enterolobii
Lineage: Eukaryota; Metazoa; Nematoda; Chromadorea; Rhabditida; Meloidogynidae
Source: the annotation of a GenBank genome assembly